AUGGCUUCUGUGCUAGGUCAUGAGCAGGGAGGGCGGGGCAGCGAGAACCGAGUGCAGGAUAUCCUGUCCAUGUGCCCGGCCACCAUGGGCUCCGGCCUACAAGCUGCACUUAAUGAGACGGAAGAUAGCGGUGUGUUGCGCACGAAAGCUGUGGAUACAAUUAAGGGUUUGCUGCAGCAAGUCAAGGAAAACAUCAAGAACCCGGACCGCAGCCUCUGCAGCGACCUCCAGCGAAUGGCCGAGCUACGGCCCAAGGUGUUUCGCGAGCCCGAGCUGCUAGAGUCCGUGGGCGAGGUUCUGACGGGGAAAGGGGCCAAGACCGCGAUACAGUCGUCGGGAGGGCGGGAGGCCCCGUGUGUCGCGCAGGCGGCGGCGUGCGCGAUGCUGACCGCUGCGCUGAAGGCGUUGCCGGAGUGGCCCAUCGCCCUGCUAGAUAUCUACAUGCACGACGCGCUGGGAGGGAGGCAGUGGGCCUCCCACUCCGCCUGCAAGCCGUUCGUGGACAACGUCCGCACGGCGUGGGCACCCCCGACGCCACCUCAGGUGGUGCUCCCUUUUCAGUCUGAGUCGUACGGCAGCAGCGUGGACCCGGAGGACGGUUCGAUCCCGCUGUGCACCCUUAAGCACCACCCGUACCUCAUCGAGCACACCGUCCAUUGGGCCAGAGACACGUUCGACGGUCUGUUUCAGGCACGUCCCCGAAACGCUGAGAGGCUGCUGAAGGCGUGCGGUUCUCCAGGGGAGGAGGCCGUUGUGAUGCAGGAACUGAGGGGACAGGGCGCGUUCUCGUGCUGGCAGUCUUUGCGAGACGCCCGCCUAGACCUGGAGGAGGAGGUGCCUGAGACCUUCGGGGACUGCCUGCAGUGGGCCAAGGAGCAAUUCGCCUCCUUCUUUCAUGAUUCCGCCGAGGAGCUGCUGAAGCAGCACCCACUGGGGAGCACGGACGACGAGGGCGAUCCCUUCUGGACAGGGGUCCGCCGUCCGCCGUCCCCUCUCAAGCUGGACUCGGCCAACCUCCUCCACCGGGAGUUCGUGUGGUGGGCCUCGGUGCUCCGGGCGGGUGUCUACGGUGUGGAGGUGCCUAGAUCCGUGCGUGAUCUCCAAGCCCCGGUGGCAGCUACAGCGGGUGGCGGCGGCGGUGGCGGCGGUCGGGGGCACCGCCAGGGAGAAACCGGAGGGUUGGGGGGGGCGUCCACGGCAAACAAGGAGGAGGGUGGCCAAAGACGACGACAGCAACAGCGACGGCGAGAGCAACAGCGAGAGCAAUCGCCCAGAGAAGGACGGCGACAUCGGCCCUUGGCCAAGGCGACCGAGUCGGACCCUGACGAGACCAUCGAGCCGCUCAUACGCUCGGAGCUGGCGGGGCUCAGGGAGACGGCCGACGACGACCUCAACGGACACGUGGACUUCAUCACCGCAGCCUCCAACCUCCGCGCCUCGAACUACGGGAUACCCGCGGCGGACAGGCUGUCGACCAAGCGCAUCGCGGGGAAGAUUGUUCCCGCCAUCGCCACCACCACGGCCGUCGUCUCCGGCCUCGCCUGCGUGGAACUCCUCAAGCUCAUACAGGGAGCCCCGAUCACAGACCACAAGAACGGUUUCGUCAAUCUCGCCGCUCCCUUCGUGGCAUUUUCGGAGCCCCUCGAGGCCGAGCCGAUCGACGGGGCCUCUGGGGGCGGGGGGGAGGGGGGGUUCACGAUCUGGGACAAGGUGGUGGUGGACGGGGCGGCCGAUCUGACGGUCAGGGGGCUUGUGGAGUUCUUGAAGAGCGAGCGCGGUGCCGCCGAGGUGUCGAUGAUCUCGUACAAGAACGCCUUCCUGUACGCGAGCUUCAUGCACGGCGACGUCGACGACGAAGGCGAAGAAGGCGACCCCCACCCCGUCCUAGACACGCCUCUGUGGCAGCUCGCCGAAGCCCUAGACACCGACGGAGGCCAAGACUGGAUGUCCCGUGACGGCGGCGUCAGCGGCGGCGGCGGCGGCGACGGUGGCGGCGACAAGGUCGUCGAUCAAGCCGUCCCCGCGUCGCCGUUCACAAUGGGAGGAGACGCCGCCGCCGCCGUUUUCGACGACGCGACGGCUACGAUGGACGACGGUUCCGGUGGCCCCGGGUUUGCGGAGGUGUACGGAGACCAAGGGUACGGCGGGGGCUUGUACGGUGUCGUCGAAGGAACGGCGGCGGCGGCGGCGGCGGGGGUGUGUGUGGGGCAGGACGGCGAUUGGCCGUACGGCGGUAGCGAGGGUGACGGAUUUGGGGUUCAUGGCGGGGCCGGGGUCGGGGGGGGUGACGGAGGUGUUGUCGGCAACGGGUGGCAGGGCGGGGGCUCGUACGGUCAGGACUGGCAGGCGCAGCAAGGCGGCUGGGAAGACGGGCAGCAACAGAAAGCGUCGUCGGGCGCUUGGCAGGAAGGAUACUCGACUCAGACUCAACAGCAGGAGUCCGGCGGUGUCGCUUCGUGGGGGGGUUCCACCGGGAGCGCGGCUUUCUGGGGGAGGGCCGGCAGGGAAGAGUCGUUCUGGGGAGAGGAAGCGAAGCCGUGGGCGGCGGCGGCAGAGACGGCGACGGCAACGGAGACAGAAGGACCGGUGGCGGUGGCCGGGGCGUCGACGCCCGACGAAGGUGCCGAUGCUUCGGCUGUGCCCGCUCGCGAGGAGGAGGAGGAGGAGGAGGAGGCGGACCCGCCGGUGUUCGACUGGUUCGAGGAAGAGUUUUGGGGAGUGGCGGCGGCGGCACAGGGGGAGCAAGACGAAGAACACUCCAACACCGCUGCCGGCGGGGGUGCUGCUGCUGGUGAUGUUAACUUCGGCGGCGGGAGCGGUGGAGGUUUGGGCGGGAAGGGUUUCCGCCGCGCCUCUCCUGUGGCGGCGGGCUCUGGUUGGGCGGCUCCCGCUCCGGCGGCGGCCGCGGAGGCGGCGGUGUUGGAACCCCCAACGAGGGCAAGUCGGCCAGAGUCGCUGGUCGAGGACGGCGAUCAGGAGCGGAGGCGAUGGCACGCGCAGGAGGAAGAGGAGGAGGAGGAGGAGGAAGAGGAGGAGGGGGAGAGCGACACCGGAGAUCGCCACGAAAGCAACGACGCCGCUGUUACCGCCCUCAAGAGAGAAAGCGGUGGGGCGCGAGUCCGGCAACGGCGACGCUACCUCGACCUCCAAGUGUUCUGCGACGACGAGGACGGGGAGGAGCUGAGGCUUCCACCCGUGCGGCUUGACAUGCGGAGUUCCGCCCGCGGGAGCGGGGCUUCGCCUAGGCGUGAGAGAGAAGAAGAAAGUGCGGAGGGGGCGGUGGCGGCGGAAGUUAGAGAAGGCCGGCGAGGUCUGGUAGGGAGGGUGUGGGGGGCGUUCUUUGGACCGUUGCAGGCCGGGGUCGGGGGUAGCAGUGUGGAGGGGGAGAUGGCCGGGGAUAGUGAAGAGGACGAGGAGUGGUCUGAAUCUCAAGAAGAUUGACAGCAGUAGUCGUCAGUGGAAGUCAUUUGUCGGGCCUUUGUUUUUGAAAGUCUGUCGACGCCAGGCACGAUAGACGAGGGGCGUUUGGUUUUGCUGACAGUACGGGAAACAAAAAAUGUGCGUUUAGUUUGUGUCCUCUAUUGGCUAGUAUGCGUUGUAAUGGCUAUACCUAUUUACACUUUAUAGCUCCUGCAUCCUGUACGAAACAUUCGAAUUGGCCAAGUUGUGUAAAAUGGUUUCAUAGCGGGGCCGUUUAUUUUUGUUUCUGUUGCCUAUCUUAGGUGGUUGUGUUCAGUGGUGCUUCUCAGGCCUUUUCUGUCUCUCAUGUUGUUGUGCUUUUGUUAUAACGUAGGUGGAGUCUUGAGUCACUCAUGAGGAAAAACCAGGAUAUCACACACCGUUUCUUAUAUUUUACGAUCAGGCCCCCUCACGCGCAUGCAUGCGCAGCCACCUGUAGUAAAGUCUGUCAACAAAUCAACAGCAAACACACUAAUAGCACGUCCGACGACAAACAUAUUAAACAAGUCAAACCAACAACUACAAGCUACAACACGAAACGAGCAAAACUGCGUGGGCGCUCUGAAAAUACGACCGCACAAAAACUGCCCACAUCCUAGUUUACGUACGUCCUGAAGGUAGGGAGGGGUAAAUCGCUGGGUAGACAGCCAACGGUAGCCCCACCUUCCUGUAUCGGGCCGUGCGAUGCGCCGCUACGUCUACACCGCGUUUUUACGCGUGUCAAACAAGUCGGCAAGUCAAACACCCUCGCCAUUUGACAGCAAGUCCUCCCCCAGGGAUGCGAACUCGAUGGCCUACCGACUACGGCGUGCUUGUACAUGAGUACCGCCCCACCCCACCCCACCCAAAAUCAAAGGAAAAACGCUGUUUGCAGCACCCGCAAAACUUGCGACAACCUCCACCGGGAGCACAAGACGACAUACAGGAGCGUCGACGCGGGAAGCGUUGCUCUGAUGCAACACCGAACGCCUGCAACAGACAACAUACGACAACAUCAAGACGGGAGGAGGAGGAGGAGGAGGAGGAAGAAGUGCAAAGAAGAAGAACGCAUGUACCGACUUACGAGCAACAAUCACGGAAUCGAUCAAUCGCGGGAUGGGGGCUGUGCACAUGCACACCAGCAACCAAUCAUCGAGAACAGGCCGGGCGAACUCGACCCUCAACAAGGAACAAGCUCUCUCUCUUGACUUUUGCACACCCCUAAUCCAACCACUGGCUGGGUGUUCCACAGCACACCAAGCUACGGCGACACACGACCUCCCACGCCGACAUGCAGCACGAACGCUCCCAUGUGUAUAGGGACACAGAUGACCAUGAACACUACUGACCGCCAACGCCGGAUCUCACACAGACGACUGUGACGCCAGCCACCUAUCUUCGCGUGCUGCCAGCUAGAGCUGUAUGUAUGCCCGACGAAAAAGCGACAAGCCCUCGCCAACACACCAACUGACAACGACGAUGCCCCGAGGUAUGCAUGCAACACAAAAGAGUUUACGUCUUGCUGGCAAAUGCUCAGAAGAAAACAGGUCGGUCUUGAUGGGGAAGUGGGGAAGGGAGCUCAUGUCGCCUGAGAAAGAAAACAAUUCUGAGCUCCCCUCCCCCGGUUUCCGUGAAAUUAAGCACCCAAGACAGCAAGAGAAAAACAAACAAACAAAAAAGUGGACUCCAUACUGCUGUACAUGACCGUGCGCGUGGCGAUCACAACAAAAACACUUCGACGCACUUUCGGGAGACAAAAAUAAGCCCGCAAAUAACACCGCGUUCCCGAAG
Ectocarpus siliculosus is the source of this 5229-nucleotide messenger RNA. The record is from the annotation of a GenBank genome assembly. Lineage: Eukaryota; Phaeophyceae; Ectocarpales; Ectocarpaceae.